Chironomus riparius is the source of this 3965-nucleotide messenger RNA. The record is from the annotation of a GenBank genome assembly. Lineage: Eukaryota; Metazoa; Arthropoda; Insecta; Diptera; Chironomidae.
CAAAAUCUUGAUCACAAAACUUUUAUUUUUAUUGUUUUGAUUCACAAUUUUAAUAAAUUUCACAAGAAUUUACACAACAUUCAGUCACAAAGAUGAUUGACUUCGACAUCCCCGACUACCUUAAGUCAAUUAAAGGCCAAGGACCUCCAUUUAAAUGUCCAGCAUGUGAAAAACAAUACAAAAGUAUAAUCGGCUUGCAAUAUCAUUUAAAAAAUCAUGACCGUGACCCAACAGUCUCAGCUACACCAGCAACGCCGACUCCAAAAAAGCGCAAAAAAGGCAAAAAUACGCCAAAAAUUAAAUCCAACAACAAAAAUAAAUCGCCAUCGACGCCAAUCGAGAAUCAAAUAAUUUUUGAUGAUUCACAAAAUUUGGUCCUUAAAGUCAAAGGAAAGACAAUUCCACUUCCAAUUGAUGAGGACAUUCCAUUGAUUGACAUGCAAGUUUAUGAAAAAAUGACAGCACAUUCGAAUUAUGAGAUUGAGGACAUAGAACCGCCAAAAGAGCCAAUCAUAAGCUUACCUCAAGCUGUAUACAGACCAGUUGAUGAUUAUGCCAUACUUGAUGCUCCACCAAAGCCAACUGGAUAUAUAAGAUUCAUUGAAAAGACACCAGAGGAACUAGAUGGUGAAAUUGAGUAUGAUGUUGAUGAGGAAGACACGACAUGGCUGGACAUGAUUAAUGAUAAAAGAUCUGAGACAAGUUUACAUGCGAUUCCAGUUGAGACACUUGAGCUGCUCAUCGAUAGACUUGAAAAGGAAUCUUACUUUCAAGCAGCAUCAAAUGGUCAAGCAGUCUCGAUUAUCGAUGAGGAUGCAAUCUGCUGCAUCUGUAUGGACGGCGAGUGUCAAAACACAAAUGUCAUUUUAUUCUGUGACAUGUGCAAUUUGGCAGUUCAUCAAGAUUGCUACGGUGUGCCUUACAUCCCAGAGAAUCAAUGGCUAUGCAGGCAAUGUCUUCAGUCACCAAGCAAGCCAGUUCAGUGCAAAUUAUGUCCAAACUCUGGUGGUGCCUUUAAACAAACAGACACAAGUGAAUGGGCACAUGUUGUCUGUGCUUUAUGGAUUCCAGAAGUUCGAUUCGCAAAUACUGUCUUUUUGGAACCGAUAGACUCAAUUGACUGCAUCCCACCAGCUCGAUGGAGGUUGGUCUGUUAUAUCUGCAAGCAAAAGACUGGAGCUUGCAUUCAAUGCAACAAGAAUUACUGCUAUUCAGCCUUUCAUGUCACAUGUGCACAAUAUGCUGGACUGUGCAUGAGAAUGGAGACUGUCAAGUCAAACGAUGGACAAAUGAUGGUCCAGAAGAUGGCAUUUUGUGAUCAGCACACGCCAUCAAAUUAUGGAAGUGAAAAGUCACCGAUUGAGAAUGAAAAAGCGCGGGAAGAAUGCAGGAACAAGAUGAAGUUGGCGAGAAAAAUGUUGGCAAAAAAGAGAUCGAGUGCGCCGAUAAUUUUGAUUCCGACAAUUCCAACUGAGCGAGUCCAGGAGAUCUCAAAUUUGGUGAAUUUUAAGAAAAAGGAUCAUUUUAUGCAGCGACUGAUUGCUUAUUGGACAUUAAAAAGACAAUUCAGGAAUGGAGUUCCAUUGCUGCGACGAUUGCAGACAUCAACGACAAGUUCACAUUCUAGAGGAGGACUUGAAGGAUCACCGGAUGCUAAGGAACUCUACAAGCAGCUAAAAUACUGGCAGCAUUUAAGGCAAGACCUAGAACGAGCCAGGCUCCUCUGCGAGUUGGUCAGAAAACGCGAAAAACUCAAGAUGCUGCUUAUUAAAGUCAAUGAGGAAUGUGUAAUGACUGAAGUUGAUCCACUUGGAACUGCCAUGCAUAAGAUCAUCGACCAGCUAGUCCAAAGAGAUACUAUGGAGAUAUUCUUGGAACCAGUCGAUGUCAAUGAGGUUCCAGACUAUGCGAAUGUCAUCAAAAGUCCUAUGGACUUAGGAACAAUGAGGGAGAAACUCAAGUCUGGUGGAUAUGACAGCUUAGAUGAUAUGGAAACUGAUUUUUCAUUGAUGAUAAGAAACUGCUUGCUUUACAACAACAAAGAGACAAUAUUCUAUAAAGUGGGAGUCAAGAUGAAGGAACAAGGAGGAGCAGUCUUCAAACAAGCUAGAAAGGAACUUGAGAAGUCUGGAUUAAUUGAAGCUCCAAUCGCUGAUGGUGAAUUAGUCAAAAUAAUUGAUAAAGAAAUGAAAGAAAUUGUCACAAAGCCAGCAUCAGUCGAAGGAAUAAAGAGACUUGAACAGCUUCAAAGCAGAGCUAAUUCCAUCAAGCACCAUCUUGCUAAAGCCAAGAAGAUGAAAAUCAUCAAAAUGGAAAUAAUAAAGAUGAAGAAAUUACUAAACCGAGGCAGAAAGAGUGCAGCUAGUACUGAAAGUGAAGAAUCUCAAUCUGAUGGAGAAUCCAGUGGAUCUGAUGAAAAAGAUAAGGACGAAUUGAAGACACCGACGAUGAGUCCAUUGAAAUCUUCGGCAUUGAGUACGACUACGUCUCCAUUAAGCAGUGGUGUUAAUAGGAGAAACGCCGUCUUAUUCACAAGAAAGCAACAAGUCCUCAAGCGACCAGAACUCCCAGACCUCUCAUCCAUGAUGAAGUCAGACUCACUCCUUGGCUCACUCAGCUCGAGAUUAGAUGAACUAAAGCCUAAACAAGAGGAAAAAAAGCGAGGACGAGGAAGAAAGCUUGGAUGGAGAAAGCAUCCAGUUGUAGGAACAAACAACUUGGAGUGCACACCGUCUACAUCCAGAAAUGCUAUUGAAAGCACCCCAAAAUCGAUGCUGCUAACACCAACGAUCCUUCCAAACACAAGCAUCACCCUCGAGACUCCAAAAUUUGACGCCCGUAUCCCAGACAGCUUCCGUCUGUACCGCGGUCAAGGAUCAAAUUCUGAAAAUUCAGAACAAUCUGAAUUCUCUGAUUCAUGCACGAGCUGUGAGUUCAGUGAAUCGUACACAAACUCAGAAUAUGGAUCAAGUGGGUCAGAAAAUGCGAGUGAUUCAGAAAUUGGAAGUGACAAUAACAGCGAUUCUGGUUCCUUUAAUCAACCAAUAAAUGCAGAUGAAGAUUCACAAGGAACAGCUACAACAACAACAAGAGCCAGUGGAGAUAAGAAGGAUGAAGAGUCAAGACUUAGUGAAAGUGAUGAUGACACUGGCCCAAUUGCAUCCACAUCAGCUGGUGCCAUGAGAGCAUUUGCAAAUGCACAAAGUGGAAAAUUGAAGCCAUUACAGCUCGUCUGGGCUAAAUCUCGAGGAUAUCCAUGGUAUCCAGCCUUAAUAAUUGAUCCAAGCAUUCCAAAAGGCUUCGUUCACAAUUCAGUUCCAUUGCCAUGUCCACCAGACAAUGUCCUGACACUGAGAAAGAAUCAAACCAGCGAUGACUUCUUAGUUCUGUUUUUCGACACAAAAAGAACAUGGCAGUGGUUGCCGUCUUCGAAAUUGGAGUUGCUUGGCAUACAAAAAUCAAUUGAUGAGUCAAAAUUGAGUGAGUCAAAGAAGCCAACAUUAAGAAAGGCUGUUAAGAAGGCGUAUGAGGAGGCUCUGCAUUAUCAGAGUCAAGUGACGAAGAAGAAGCCUGAAGGGAAGUUGUAAAUGGAUUUUGUAGGGUUAAGACUACAAUUGGGACUGCUUUAUUGUGGAAAGAUAUUCUGAGACUUGGUAAUUUAACACAUAAGAAGGACAUAAUCAAUCAGAUUUGAAUAUUAGCUAUAGGAUACACUUCAAGAUGUACCCUAGCCCUCUAUUAACCCGAGAAGUGUCUAUUCUGCCUACUUUGAGCUUAUAUAAUAAUCAUAAAAAAAUUAAAUCUCACUAAGAACUAUUAAAAAUUGUUAACUCAACUCAAAUAUCAAGAUUUUUGUAAUUUAAGGUUAAGUUUUGUUUGGAGACUUUUACUGAAAAUUGGUUGAAUUAUUAAAUUAUUGGAAAGUUUGUUUUCAAUUUGUAAGAUUUCGUUAAUAAAAUUCUAAC